AUGCUUUUCCCUGGGGGUCAGUACAGCCCUGUUGGCAGGCCUGAAGAGGUUUUACUGAUAUACAAGAUAUUCCUUGUCAUCAUUUGUUUUCAGGUCAUUCUUGUUACAUCCCUGAAAGAAAAUGCUGGUAAUUCCAGUUUGUUGUCACCAUCUGCUGAAUCGUCUCUUGUCAGUCUUGUUCCCUACUCCAAUGGUACACCAGAUGCUGCUUCCGAAGUAUUGUCGACUUUAAACAGAACAGAAAAAUCUAAAAUCACUAUAUUAAAAACCUUCAAUGCAUCAGGAGUCAAAUCCCAGAGAAAUAUCUGCAAUUUGUCAUCUAUUUGCAGUGACUCAGUGUUUUUUAGAGGCGAGAUAGUGUUUCAACAUGAUGACCACUACAACGUUACUCAGAAUCAAGAUAUAGUUAACAGCACCUUCGCUGGAGUCCUGUCUCUAAGCGAACUGAAGCGAACAGAACUCAACAAAACUCUACAGACCUUAAGUGAGACUUACUUUAUAGUGUGUGCUACAGCAGAGUCCCAAAACACAUUAAACUGUACAUUCACAGUAAAACUGAAUGAGACCAUGAAUGUGUGUGCCAUGAUGGUUACUUUCAAAAGUGUACAGAUUCGGCCAAUGGAACAGUGCUGCUGUUCCCCCAGGACUCCCUGCCCUUCCUCGCCGGAAGAGUUAGAAAAACUACAGUGUGAUCUGCAGGAUCCCAUUGUCUGUCUUGCCGAUCAACCACAUGGCCCACCAGUAUCUUCUUCCAGCAAGCCUAUGCCAGUUGUACCUCAGGCCACCAUUUUUUCCCACAUUGCUAGUGACUUCUCUUUGGCUGAACCCCUUGAUCAUGCCCUUAUGACCUCAAGCACACCCUCUCUGGCACGAGAGAGUCGCCUUCCAUCUCCUCAGCCUACAAUCUCCCUGACUUCCAGUCCUGCCAUUGACUUGCCUGUUCAACAUGUAGUGGCUUCUUCCCCCUUGCCCCAAACUGAUCUUUCCCACACCCUAUCACCUGUGCAGUCCUCCAUUCCCUCUCCUACCACAGCAGCCCCAUCCGUCCCUGAAAAAGUGGUCACCAUCAGCACACCUCCUGGCGAGACAGUUGUCAACACGAGUAGUGUUCCUGAUCUGGAAGCCCAAGUAUCUCAAAUGGAGAAAGCUUUGUCUGUGGGCAGCUUGGAACCUAAUCUUGCGGGUGAAAUGGUGAACCGAGUCAGCAAACUCCUUCACUCUCCACCUGCCUUGCUAGCCCCUCUAGCUCAAAGGUUGCUAAAAGUGGUAGAUGCCAUUGGCUUACAGCUGAAUUUUUCAUCUACAACUAUCAGUCUAACUUCUCCUUCUUUGGCUCUUGCUGUGAUCAGAGUGAAUGCCAGUAAUUUCAAUACAACAACCUUUGCAGCCCAAGACCCAGCAAAUCUCCAGGUGUCUCUGGAAGCCCAGGCUCCUAAGAAUAGUAUUGGCGCCAUUACUCUACCCUCAUCGCUGAUGAGUAAUUUGCCAGCUAGUGAGGUAGAAUUGGCUUCGAGGGUUCAGUUCAAUUUCUUUGAAACACCUGCCCUAUUUCAGGACCCCUCCCUGGAGAACCUCUCUCUGAUAAGCUAUGUCAUAUCAUCAAGUGUCACAAACAUGACCAUCAAGAACUUGACAAGAAACGUGACAGUUGCACUGAAGCACAUCAACCCAAGUCAGGAUGACUUAACUGUCAAAUGCGUUUUCUGGGACUUGAACAGAAAUGGUGGCAGAGGAGGUUGGUCAUCUGAUGGCUGUUCCGUCAAAGACAAGAGGAUAAACGAAACUAUCUGUACCUGUAGCCACCUUACAAGUUUUGGCAUCCUAUUGGAUCUAUCUCGGACAUCCUUACCACCAAGUCAAAUGAUGGCUCUGACAUUUAUCACGAUAUUGGCUGUGGGCUUCAUCAAUUUUUCUGUCAGUUACCUUUUGUAACCUAUAGCCUUUGAAAAGAUCCGGAGGGAUUACCCUUCCAAAAUCCUCAUUCAACUGUGUGCUGCCCUGCUUCUGCUCAACCUGGUCUUCCUCUUAGACUCCUGGAUUGCACUGUAUAAUGCCCGAGGUUUCUGCAUCUCCGUGGCUGUAUUUCUUCACUAUUUUCUCUUGGUAUCAUUCACGUGGAUGGGCUUAGAAGCAUUUCACAUGUACCUAGCACUGGUUAAGGUGUUUAAUACUUACAUCCGAAAGUACAUCCUUAAAUUCUGCAUUGUUGGCUGGGGGAUACCAGCUGUGGUUGUAUCCAUCGUCCUGACUAUAUCCCCAGAUAAUUAUGGGAUUGGAUCUUAUGGGAAAUUCCCCAAUGGCACACCAGAUGACUUUUGCUGGAUCAACAGCAGUGUGGUGUUCUAUAUCACGGUUGGAUAUUUUUGUGUGAUAUUUCUAUUGAAUGUCAGCAUGUUCGUGGUCUUGGUUCAGCUCUGUUUAAUUAAAAAGAAGAAGUAACUGGGACUGCGAAAAACUAGUAUUCAAGACCUCAGGAGUAUUGUUGGCCUCACAUUUUUACUGGGAAUUACUUGGGGCUUUGCCUUCUUUGCCUGGGGACCAGUUAAUCUCACCUUCAUGUAUCUCUUUGCCAUCUUUAACACCUUACAAGGCUUUUUCAUAUUCAUCUUUUACUGUGCAGCAAAAGAGAAUGUCAGAAAACAGUGGAGGCGGUAUCUUUGUUGUGGAAAAUUACGGCUGGCUGAAAACUCUGACUGGAGUAAAACUGCUACUAAUGGUUUAAAGAAGCAGACUGUAAACCAAGGCGUAUCCAGCUCUUCAAAUUCCUUACAGUCAAGCUGUAACUCCACUAACUCCACUACACUCCUAGUGAAUAGUGAUUGCUCAGUGCACGCAAGCGGGAAUGGUAUGUAUGCAAAUGCAUCUACCGAGAGGAAUGGGGUUUCUUUCAGUGUUCAGAAUGGAGACGUGUGCCUUCAUGAUCUCACUGGGAAACAGUACAUGUUUAGUGACAAAGAGGACUCCUGCAAUGGCAAAAGCCGGAUGGCACUCAGAAGGACUUCAAAGCGGGGAAGCUUACACUUUAUUGAGCAAAUGUGAUUCGCUUCUUCUAAAAUCAAAGCAUGAUGUUGAUGGUGUGAAGUGUCCAGUUUUCCUUUUAUACAAUGUGAGAUGUAUGAAAAUCGCUGGUUUUCUACUCAGCAACCUCGAAAGGAACAUAAGCUAAUUGAGGGCAACCGUUUACUGUCGGAAGAAGGAACCAUGACAUGAUUAUGGUUCCUAGACAUUCGCAAUUUCGUUUAUUAUCUCCCAUUUGUGAGGGGAUUGGGGUUAGAAUCACAGAAUAAGAUCCAAGAAAAGAAAAAUGAAAGUUUGUUUCCAGACACAUUUUAAAGAGGCUGUUAUCCUUGAUAACAUCCUUUAAAAAAUGUUUACUUCAGUCUGUUGGUGAGUUUAGUUGUGCAUGCCUUUGUUGUAUAUAAGCUAAGUUCUAAUGACCCACAUGUCAAAAAUCGUAUCUCUAUCUUUUUUAUAUUUAUUUUCUACUGUGUAAAUUUAUUCUUUUGUAGAAUCAUGGUUGUGUCGUUUUCUUUAAUGUGAUAACUUACCAGUGACUUCUAAACCUCCUUUCGGAGAUCAUAUAGGAUGUGAAAUUCAGAAACUUCACUGAAAUCAAGAAAUAAUGAUAAAGGCAGACUGAACAAUUAUAAAUAGACAGUGCUACAAUCAGCUUAGAACAUGCCUCUGAGCUAUCAAGAAAAGGUGCCCCCAUUGGACGGACAUAGCCUUAUGAGCUUAUGGUUUGGGAAAAAGUGGGGUCACAUUUUAGCUCUGAUGAUCCUCUUGAGUACCUUAUUCAGGGUCCUUAUGUAGGGUCUUUAUGCAGGGAAUGACUUAUAUGACUAUAUUUGACAUUAAAUAGGGAUACCUAUGACCAGACUUCAUCCCUAAUGAUCAUAUUAUAGAAUCUCUACACCAUGGUUGUUAGAGGAUAGAAUUGUAAUCUAAACCAUGUAGGGAAGAUUGCGAAUGUGGGAAAGAUAUACACUGCCACUUCUCAAAUACCCAGAGCCUUUGAAAAGAGGAAAUCAGAGUAGGAUUACUUUUCCAGAGUGUAUAUAUGGCAAACAAGUUAGGUCUUUAAAAGACAACUGCAUGGUACGUCAUUGUUGCAACUGCUACAUUCUGGUCCUACUUGUUUGUAUUCUUAAAACAUGUCAAAUAUUGAAGAGUGUAUAGUGACAAGGGGGAGCAGCUACUGGGAAGAGUGAACUAUCGUGUGAUAUUGUUGUUUGUAGGUAAUAAUAUAUAUCCAACUCUGAUUGUUCCGAGUCCUAGAGCAUCUAUCCUGUUUCUCACCUCUACCCGCUUGAGUGGUGUCUCAAGCCCAGGAUGUUUAUUAGGAACAUUUCAAAAUCCUUUCCUUAGGUCUUUCACUAAGCUCCCUUGCAUAUAUUUCAAGUAGAUGUAUCCCAGACUAACCACAGUCGUAACAUCUGUUUCUCUGUGUGCUCGUUGGUCUUUGCAAAAUUUCUUCUCCAAAUUAUUUAAUUAUUUUGUAUUUAUAUGUUACAAUUGACAAAAAUGAUAAAAUCAAUAAAAUAAAUUUGCACUUG
Rattus rattus (black rat) is the source of this 4556-nucleotide messenger RNA. RefSeq names its product adhesion G protein-coupled receptor G2 (gene Adgrg2). Gene Ontology annotation, cellular component: membrane. Lineage: Eukaryota; Metazoa; Chordata; Mammalia; Rodentia; Muridae. The record is from RefSeq and is a predicted model, not a curated record. Gene Ontology annotation, biological process: adenylate cyclase-activating G protein-coupled receptor signaling pathway; cell surface receptor signaling pathway. Gene Ontology annotation, molecular function: G protein-coupled receptor activity.